GCUUCACGCUCUCCAUGCUCCGCACUGCUCAGAGUCCUUCCUGUUUUAGAAAUUUCAAGGAAGCAGCAGCAACUGGACAGUCGCAAAUACUGAUGGAUGCAUGUCAGUGAUCUUUGGGAGGGGAGGACCCAUGCUCUCUCAUCUUCGCACUGCCACACCAGCCCUGUACAUAUUGUGGAUCACUAUGGCCCAGAUAGCUGGCCAGGAGGACAGAGAGAAAACAACUGCACUCAAAGAUUUGCUGUCAAGAAUAGACUUAGAUGAACUGAUGAAGAAAGAUGAGCCUCCUUUCACUUUCCCCAAAACACUGGAGGAGUUUGAAUAUGCCUUCAAUGAAUAUGGCCAGCUCAGGCAUAUAAAAACAGGAGAGCCCUUUGUCUUCAAUGCCAGAGAGGAUCUCCACCGCUGGAAUCAGAAACGCUAUGAAGCUCUUGGAGAGAUCAUCACUCAGUAUGUUUAUGAGCUGUUGGAGAAAAAGUGCAACAUGACUAAAGCAAUCCUGCCAGUGGAUGCUACAGACGAUGAACCCACCAGUUUUAUCUACCUGAGCCCAGAUGCCUUGUCCAACCCGUCUAAGCUGCUGGUGCUGAUCCAGGGCAGUGGCGUGGUGCGGGCCGGUCAGUGGGCCCGCAGACUCAUCAUCAACCAGGACCUGGAGUCAGGGACACAGAUCCCCUUCAUCACCAGAGCCAUGGAGGAGGGCUACGGUGUGAUGGUGCUCAACCCCAAUGAGAACUACCUGGAGGUGGAGAAGCCCGCCAUGUCCUCUCCCCUGCCCUCCCCCACUGAACCCUCGGACGAACCCGCAGAAAAGAGGGAGCGCAAAGAUGACAAGGAGGGCAAGAAGAAGAGAGAAUUUUAUGAGAAGUACCGUAACCCACAGAAGGAGACAGAGACCGAACGGAUCCCUAUACGGGAAAACGGUUCCUCCGAGGAACACGUGCUGUACGUGUGGGACCACUUUGUGUCCAGAGCCGCAGCCAAGAAUGUCUUCAUCAUGGCCCACAGCUACGGAGGGCUGUCUUUCGUCGAGCUGAUGAAUCAGAGGGAAAUGCAGGUGAAGAAUAGAGUGUGUGCCGUGGCUCUGACUGACUCUGCUCACAACAUCUGGCUACAGGAGACCAGCAAAGGCACGCAGGACUGGAUGCAGCAGCACUGUUGUAACUGGGUAUCGAGUCCAGAGCCCCUGGACACACCGCUGGACCCCAUGCUGCCAGACUGCCCCCGAGUCUCUGCAGGCACAGAGCGGCAUGAGCUGACCUCCUGGUUGAGUUUCAACUCCAUCUUCAGGUUCUUCAGCGAGGUCCUGGAGGCAAAAGAGGACGAGGAGGCGGAGGAGACCUCCAACAUUGUCACCACUCGCAGCAGCUCCCUCAAAAACAAACACCAAGAUUUGUAGAGGAUCGACAAAAAUGACUUGGAACAAGAGGAGAACGAGGAGCAAGGGAUCAGAUGGGGGGGGGGGGGGGGGGUGCAAAAAGAGAGUCUAAUGUUCCAGAUCCUCUCUGCUGUUUUUUCUUUUUGUUCCUCCCUCUCCCCCUGUAACCUCCCUCCAUCUUUUUCUCCUCACUCUUCUCCCCGAGUGUCAUUUCUCCCUUCCAGCCCUCCCUGGCUCUGCACACACAUAGCCUUGUUGUUGUAAGAGACAAGAGUACAGGGUCACCAUGUAUACAUCACAAUAACGUUUUGCAUUACUUCUAGAUGAGCGCAACUGUCAAAGCAAUAUGGGCCUGAGUGUUAGCGCUUCCCGUGGGCUGUGGCCUGGCUGCGGGUACGGGCCACGGCAGCAGAGAUUAAGGCUGACAGGCGCUGUGCACAAUGCGCUGUGGUGCACCUCUAAUUGUCCUGACAUCAGCCUGAACUGAGCUAAUGCCCCGCCUGCCCUCCAGUCUGCACUACUCAGUCUCUCCCUCCUCUCCCUCUUCCCCCCUGGUCCUAAAGCCUGGGCUGCUUACCCCCGACAUCAGCUCAUGCUGUAAGGUAUCCUCUGCUAAGGUCCAGUAUCAUUUCAUCCUGAUCAGUGCCCAUCUUUUUUUGUUUUAUAGCCCUUACGCCCUUACCCACCACAAAUGUUUCUCCAAAGAGUGAACACACACACUCUUAACUGGUGACCAUUUGUUUUGUUUUAACAAAGGGUGUUGUUUUUAUGACCUCUUCAUUCUCCAACUCCUCCGCACAUGCAGUCAGCUUUUAAACCUGACUUUUCUCAUUCAGCUUUGUGUAAAAUGUGGUCCUAACCCGUGCCAUGUAUUUCUGGAAUUGCAGUACUUAUAAUAAGAGAGAUCUCUUUUUUUUUUUAAUUUCUCAACUUUGAGCUAAAUUUGAAUGCAAUGUCUCAUACACACAUUCACACUAUGUGAUUUUUUUUUUAAUAUUAAGCCAAUAUUUGAGCUGUAAGUGUUUACUUUAGAAUAUCUCCAGGAUUGAUUUGCAAAACUGUGGAGAGUCCAUUUCUCUGUGUUUAUUAUAAAUAUAUAUCUUUUUUUUUUUUUUUUUUCAAUUU
Epinephelus fuscoguttatus (brown-marbled grouper) is the source of this 2503-nucleotide messenger RNA. RefSeq names its product family with sequence similarity 172 member A (gene arb2a). Gene Ontology annotation, cellular component: nucleus. The transcript has 11 exons. NCBI's taxonomy places the organism in Eukaryota, Metazoa, Chordata, Actinopteri, Perciformes, Serranidae. Bases 101 to 1399 code for a protein of 432 amino acids. Gene Ontology annotation, biological process: regulatory ncRNA-mediated heterochromatin formation. Gene Ontology annotation, molecular function: siRNA binding. The record is from RefSeq and is a predicted model, not a curated record.